Molecule: messenger RNA, 1332 nt
Organism: Lichtheimia ornata
Lineage: Eukaryota; Fungi; Mucoromycota; Mucoromycetes; Mucorales; Lichtheimiaceae
Exons: 1
Coding region: 1-1332 (443 amino acids)
Biological process (GO): DNA integration
Molecular function (GO): nucleic acid binding
Source: RefSeq, a predicted model, not a curated record
AUGGAGUAUCCCAAGUACUUGGCAUUGUACUAUUACUUGCAGAAGAGGACGUACCCGAGAAAUGCCAACGAGACGGUCAAGAGAAGACUAAGGGAUCAAGCAAGAAGAUUCGAGGUGUAUGCUGGACGCGUGUAUUACAAGGCUGAUAAUGAAGAAGAACUGGGCUAUGAAUUGUUGCAUGAAGGAAACGUUGAUGAAGUGAUUCGACAAGUGCAUGAAGAAGGACACUUUGGGAUUGGUAACACGUAUCGACGUGUGCGAGUACAAUAUAACGCGCCAAACCUAAAGCAAAGAGUCAAGGAAUUAGUACAAGGCUGUCACGUAUGCCAAAUCCGCAAGAGGAUACCUCGUAAAAGAAAUCACGUCGCCAAGCCUAUACCUAUCCAUGCUACACCCUUUUACAUGAUAGGUUGUGAUGCUGUUGGGCCGACUCAGAACGUAACCAAAAGCGGGAAUCGGUAUCUUCUUGUGGCAGUGGACUACUUGACAAAAUGGCCGAUGGCUCGAGCAGUUGCUAGGAUCGAUGAAGAAACGACUGCAAAGUUUAUGUUUGAGGAAAUUGUCGAGAAGUAUGGAGUACCCAAUUACCUAUUAACGGACCGAGGCUCCAACUUCAAGUCGCAAAUGGUGGUAAACUUCCUUAAGGGCCUAGGCUGCAGACAUCUCACGACGACUGCUUAUCGUCCCCAAACUAAUGGUUGUUGCGAAAGGUUGAACCAAACCUUGGUGAAUACAAUAGCAAAGUUGGCAUUGGACGAGGACAAGAUGGGCGAAUGGGACGAAUUUGUAACGCCAGCACUCAUGGCAAUAAGAACAAUGCCCAACGAAAGUACCGGAUACACGCCUGCCAAGUUGUUGUAUGGAAAAGAAAUGAGGACACCAGCAAACUGGCCAAUGCCAAGACAAGACUUCGUGUUGGGUGAAGAGACUGAAGCAGUAGUUGAAAGAGUUGUUGCAAUCAACGAUUUGUUGGUGCAAUUACGAGACGAUGCGAGGAACAAAGCAAUGAGGGAGAAGGAGCGACAAAAGCAGUUGUAUGAUAAAACGGUACAUAUUCGGAGACGAUUCGCAAUCGGGGAAAAGGUGUUGAUGCGAGAUCCUACCCCACAAUCAAAGUUUCAUGCUCGAUGGCUUGGGCCAAUGGUAGUCACACGCUCAACUCCGCAUGGGGUCUACGAAUUGGCAGGUCCUAAUCGAACUAAGCUGAAAGGCGCGGUUAAUGGAGACCACCUCAUUCCAUACAUACAACACAAGAAGAUGGUACCGGAUAUACAAGUGAGGCGAGCAGAACAACAAUUCCAGGCUUGGAUCGAGAGGAUACAAGAUGAAUAA